Molecule: messenger RNA, 827 nt
Organism: Haliotis rufescens (red abalone)
Lineage: Eukaryota; Metazoa; Mollusca; Gastropoda; Lepetellida; Haliotidae
Product: peptidyl-prolyl cis-trans isomerase NIMA-interacting 4-like
Exons: 3
Coding region: 90-524 (144 amino acids)
Biological process (GO): rRNA processing
Molecular function (GO): DNA binding; peptidyl-prolyl cis-trans isomerase activity
Source: RefSeq, a predicted model, not a curated record
UGUAUGAACCACUUCCGCUUUUCAACACGUGUUGCAAUCACAACACAACAGUCAAAACAGAGAAGUGAUGACGCCAGCUGAUUAACACUAUGCCCAAAAACAAAGGUGGUGGCGGAGGAAAAGCUGGAGGAGGUGCAAAAGCUGGGGGAGGGGCUAAAGGGGGAGGAGGUGCCAAAGGGGGGUCGAAAGGAGCUGAAGGAGGUGCCAAAGAAGCGAAAGCAGCGAAAGGAGGCACUGCUGUCAAGGUGCGUCACAUUCUGUGUGAGAAGCAGUCCAAAGCUCUUGAGGCCAUCGAGAAGAUUAAAAGUGGAAUGAAGUUCAGUGAAGUUGCGGCUCAAUACAGUGAAGACAAGGCGAGAUCAGGGGGCGACCUGGGCUGGAUGACCCGGGGUUCCAUGGUUGGACCGUUCCAGGAAGCUGCCUUUGAACUCCCCAACAGCACCGUGGACAAACCCAACUACACCGACCCUCCAAUCAAAACCAAGCACGGUUAUCAUGUGAUCAUGGUGGAGGGGAAGAAGUGACCGUGUUGCCCUAAAUGUUGAGGCAUAUUCUUCACUGACAUCAUUUCAUCACAGCGAUAUAAACCGUUGUUCCACUACAAGUCGACUAUUUCUCAUAGGAAUAUAUGUUUUAAUUGGAAAGGUUAUUUGAUCGACAAAUGACACUGUGAAAUAGGGUUUGUGAAGGAGAAGUAUGAAGAAUUAAUACUUGCAAUGUAUCAGACAACCAGAAAUACAACAAACUGCUUAGAAAUCAGUUCAUGCAGUGUUAGAAAUUGACACUAGUCCUGUAGUCCUUGCCAAGCUGCCCAAUAGUUAAGGUAU